AUGUUUACUGACGCGACUUCUACUUUGUUUACUAUUAGUGCACACGCCAUGUCCAAGGAAUCGCAUUCAACCUCACACCACGACAAUAAGUCUGCCUCCUCCCAGCAUGUACGCAAAUGGAGCAAGAUCUUCAACUUUUUUCGGUCGUCCAGCUCAGAGUCCAAGGCCAAGCAGUCCCAGAGCACCAAGGCAACUCUUCAUCACCUCUCAAUUGUCAGCGCCGAGUACAGUGUCGACAUCGACCAUUCAAUCUCCACCACAGAGAUUAAGAGCCUUGCCUCCAAUGCCCAACCGCCAACUCUGCCGACCGGGCCGCGCUUGAACAUCUUCCCGCAAAAUAUCAAACCACCUGUCGUCCUCAUCACUUUACCCAACUUCGGUGCUAGCAUCGACACCACUCCUCAGCUUGCCUUAUGCAUUGGCUUGCUCCCCAAGGUCGGCGAUCCCACCAACCAGCAAGAGGAUCCCUCGCAGGUUUUGUCCUCUGGCACUGUUGCCCAACUUGCCUGGAUCAAUUCUAUGAAGCAAGACCCCAUUGAGCAGGAACGUCUGCGUUGGCUAGGAGCUCGCAUGGUGGAUGAGUUUACGAAAGACACAUCCAAGGACUCGACCGAAAUCGCGGAAAUGGUUCUCAUUGGGCCAAUGCUCGACAACGAACACUAUCGCAGGCUGCUGUCGUGCACCAUCACGGCAUUCGACCACGCUGUUCUAGAUGUCGAUUUGCUUCAAGGUCUGGUGCAAUUGGUCCAGUCUGCUCCCUCAGAGGCUCUACUCCCUGACGACCUGGUCAAGAUCCUCCGUAUACUCAGAGUUCGCCUGCAGGACAUUCACCAGCAGUCGUCUGUUCAUCCUUUCCAUCUCACUUUGGCUGUCUCCAGGCUGCUUGAUGUCAUGGCGGAGCACAAGGUCAAGGACUUGGAUCGAGUCGAGGAGCACGAACCUCUGUCUGGGGUGUUGUCGGGUUUGAAGGCCAGCUCAGAUCCCUACUUGAUGUAUCAGGCAUGCUACGCGUUCCAAGCACUACAGUAUGUGCCAAACAAUGAAUCGCCACUGCAAGCAGUUCUCAGGCAUUCUACCGGGGUUGUGGAUGGGCUCGUCAAGGUUUCGGCCGUGUUCAAGCUGGAUCUGGGAGCAGUUCUCGAGGGACUCGGCAAGCUGCAGGAGACCCUUGGUGGUGUCGUUGAGGUUACUGGUAGUGUCUAUGAUGGCGCCAGGUCGCUGAUGGAGAGUGGCCGAAGUGUGCUUGAGAGCAUGAAGGAGGGGCUCGGGUUAGGGCAGAAGCGUCCGUGGUACACUGCUAUUCGUGCCGCUUACGCCCUUGCUCAAGCUGGUCAACUCAAAGAUCUCAACACGCUCAUCUAUGAGGCACCCUGUCGCCGCGACCCUUUGUUCCAAUGGGGCAUUUGCCAACUGCUGGGCGAGAUCGCAUCCGACACCAUCUGGGAUACCAGCGUCCGCCUGCAAGCUAUUGCUCUUAUUGGAGAGCUGUACAGGGACGAUUCAGAGUGGGACCAGGAUGAGAGCGUCAGGACCUGGAUGCAAAACAUCAUCCGCCAACUAGGAGCCACUGCUGACCAGGUCGUCAGUACCAGUGCAUUUGCCCUAUCGAAGUACCUCAACCAGGACCAGGACACCGCCGCCUAUCUUCCUUACCCACUCAGGAACCGCCUUCAUCUGCCUGCAUCGUCUCCGACGCUCGCUCGCGUUCAAAAUAUCCCUCCUCUCGAAUAUGAUCUCCACAAGCACAAAGCCCUGAGGCUGGAGCAGAGCCGCAACUCACUCUACAUCCAACCACUCGCCAAAGCCAACCUGAGGGCCAAGGACGAAGACACCUUUCCUCUCCUGGAGAAAGUACUGGAGUUCCUGGCAAGCGAGCGUCAAGUGAUGUUGACCUUAGGCGACUCUGGGUCUGGGAAAUCGACAUUCAAUCGCCAUCUCGAGCAUCGACUCUGGACCGACUAUAAGCAGGGCGGACCCAUCCCAUUAUUCAUCAGUCUUCCCACCAUUGACCGCCCCGACCAGGACCUGAUCGCCAAGCAGCUGAGGGCCAACAACUUUAGCGAUGACCAGAUCCAAGAGAUGAAGCAGCACCGCCAACUCAUCCUUAUUUGCGAUGGGUACGACGAGAGUCAACAAUUGGUCAAUCUGCACCGGACCAACAUGCUGAACCAACCAGGACAGUGGAACACCAAGAUGGUCAUCAGCUGUCGCACCCAGUUCCUCGGAACCCCGUACGAAGAUCGCUUCAAGCCGCUGCCGGCAGAUCAUUACGCUCCUGGUUCCCAGGAUCUAUUCCAGGAGGUCGUCAUUGCUCCAUUCUCCGAGGACCAGAUAGAGAAGUAUGUCGAGCUGUAUGCGCAGGAUCCACAGCCUGCGCUGGCAUUCAGUGAUCAGGCUGUGUGGUCGGCGAAGGAGUACAUGGACAAACUGACAACGAUCCCCAAUGUCAAAGACCUCGUCAAGAACCCGUUCCUCCUCACGCUUGCUCUCAAGGCUCUGCCUCGUCUGGUCGCCUCGAAUAAAGACCUGUCGAGCAUUCGUGUCACCCGAGUUGGACUCUACGACAUGUUUAUUGAGCAGUGGCUGAAGAAGAAUCAACUCCGUUUGUGUAUGAGCACACUGGACAAGGAAAAAUUGACGGUAUUCAACUCGCUGGUGGAAGGCGACUUUAUUGACUGCGGGAUCAAUUACCUGCUACGACUCUCUGUGGCAAUCUUUCAGGAGCAGGACGGAAACCCGGUCGUUCAGUAUAUUCAUCGACAUGACAAGGAGUCCUGGAAGGGAGCGUUCUUUGGUACUGGCCUCGAAGCCAAGCUGCUCCUUGAAGCCAGCCCAUUGGUGCGCACCGGCAACCACUACCGCUUUGUUCAUCGUUCCAUGCUUGAGUAUUUCUUCUCACGCGUCAUUUACAACCCGGCCAAGGUUGACGAGCAAGACUUUCACUCCUCAAUUGAGACUAUAUCCUCAGCCUCCCUUUCAUCCGACACCAAUGGCCCUUUAUUCCAGAGAAGCUUGCUUGAGGAGCCCUCGAUUAUCCAGUUCCUGUGCGACCGCGUGAGGCUCCACUCGGAUUUUGAGCAAAAUCUCCGCGCUAUCAUCGACCAGUCCAAGACCAGUUCCAAUGCCACCAUCGCCGCUACCAACGCUAUCACGAUCCUGGUCAGAGCCGGUGUGACCUUCAACAGUGCAGAUCUUCGCGGCAUCAAGAUCCCUGGCGCCGAUCUUUCCGGCGGGCAGUUCGACUCUGCACAGCUCCAAGGAGCCGAUCUGACGGGUGUCGAUCUCUCGAGGAGUUGGUUGCGGCAAGCGGAUUUAAGCCAUGCGCGGCUGGAGGGCGUCCGGUUCGGAGAGUUGCCAUACCUCAAGGUGGAGGGUACUGUAUGGGCCUGUGCCUACUCGCCUGACGGAAGGAUGCUUGGAGUGGCGUUAUGGGGUGAUGGCCUUGGCAUCGGUAUUUUCGACACCUCUACAUGGCAACGAAUUCAUUUAAUCACAGCCACCGAGUAUGUCAUGUCUGUUGCGUUCUCGCCUAACAGCCAACGAAUUGUAUCUGGGGACAUGAAGGGAAUGGUUCGGUUGUGGGAUUGCACAAGCGGCGAGGGGUUACUAGUUAUGACGGGGCACACUGACAUCAUACGCUCAGUGGCAUACUCGCCUUGUGGGAGUCGUAUUGCCUCUUCCAGCGACGACAAAACGGUGCGAUUGUGGGAUUCGGAGACGGGAGUGUGCUUCUUUGUUUUGAAAGGCCAUAUUGGCAUGGUUUUGAGCGUCAAGUUUUCCCAUGAUGGACGUCAGCUUGUAUCAGGCAGUAACGAUGGAACGAUUUGGUUUUGGAACUCAGGGACAGGAGAGCCAGGGAUCGUCUUGAGUCCUUCGUUGGGAGUGAUUGCCAGUCUUGCCAUUUCUCCUGACGGCCGAUGGAUAGCUUCCGGUCACGAGGAUGGCAAUGUGCGUCUGUGGGAUAUGGUCUCUGGUAGCUCAGGUCCUGUCCUACAAGGCCAUGCCGAGGCUGUUGAGGGAAUCGCAUUCUCUCCGAACGGUCAAUUGAUCGCUUCUGCCAGCUUGGACCGCUGGGUAAUAUUGUGGGACGCAUCGACAGGAGACUUUAUUUCCAAGUUAGACGGUCAUUCAGGCUUUGUAUUGGAUGUUACCUUCUCUCCGGAUGGCCUUACCAUUGCAUCGGUAUCUAACGACAGGACAGUGCGACUAUGGGAGGCGAGCUUUAGUCCCUCCAGCGUUGAGAUACAAGAUCAAAUUGGUGACGCUCGGAAGGUGGCCUACUCUCCCGAUGACUCAUCCUUGUUCUCUUUCUUCCGCCCAUGUGCUUUCCGAGAAGGGGAUGAUACAACUGGAACGCACAUAUCAGUGUCGAUUGAGCUGUCUGACCCAGAGUCGAUCUGCAGCCAGGCGUUUUCAUCGGACGGUAGGCGAAUCGCAACAAGUUACUUGGAUGGUUCAGUGCGAUUGCGGGAUCCCAGCACUGGUGCAGCAGGACCGGUCUUGGAGGGGCAUUCGAGCCCGGUGUGGAUUCUUGCUUAUUCAACCUGUGGUCGCUGGAUCGCCUCUUCCGACGACGAUAGUAUUGUAUUGUUAUGGGACCUUCGUGAUACGGAGCGGCGGUAUGUUCUUGUUGACGCGGGCGCAGGCGAUGACAGCGAAAUUGAAGGCUUGAAGUUCUCACCAACAGGACAUCAAAUUGCUGUCUGCUCGAAUGGUGGAAUGGUCUGGCUUUUCAAUCCUGAGACAACGGUACUCUUGGCGUCCAAGAAGCUGAUGGAGAAGGCGAUCCUGGCAUUGGACUACUCGCCAAAUGGCCAGCAGCUUGCUUUGGGUACACAUAUGUCCGUUGCCUUGUGGGAUCUGCAGUCGGAUGAACUUAAUUUGGAGCUGAACGUGACUGUCAGAUCGGAGGAAGCCAUGUUUAAAUGCGUGACCGUUGCCUACUCGCCAUGCGGUCAGUUUCUGGCAUCCUCCAACGCGGACUAUAUUGUGAAUCUCUGGCAUCGUCAGUUGACCGAAGGAGACAUUGAGAGCUGGCUUUGCGCAGGUGCGCUUCGUGUGUUUCAUACUUUCAUCGUGGACAUGUCAUGGAAUCCAGUUGUCCCGACGGAGUUCAUCACAGCCAGCAUGGAUGGAUGUGUCCGAGUAUGGCGAGUGUCGAGUGACGAUGGAGCCGUGACCGUGAGGAUGCUCCGGGGCACCAACCUUAGGACACUUUGCAGCACAGGUGUGGUUCUCGAAGGCGCGACUGGUCUGAGCCCGAUCCACCAAGCGUUGUUGGUACAGCGUAGUGCCUGUGGCAUGGGGAUGCUUUCAUAUGAUUAUGGAUCUGACGAUGGAUCUGAAGACGACGAUGGAUAUUACUAUGGAUCUGAAGAUGGCGAUGGAUAUUACUAUGGAUCUGAAGACGGCGGUGGACCUGAUAAUGGGUCUGACGACGACAAUGUGUCUGACGACGACAAUGUGUCUGACGAUGAGUCUGAAGAUGAGGAAUAG
Messenger RNA from Linnemannia hyalina, 5496 nucleotides. Lineage: Eukaryota; Fungi; Mortierellomycota; Mortierellomycetes; Mortierellales; Mortierellaceae. The record is from the annotation of a GenBank genome assembly.